Molecule: messenger RNA, 939 nt
Organism: Cotesia congregata
Lineage: Eukaryota; Metazoa; Arthropoda; Insecta; Hymenoptera; Braconidae
Source: the annotation of a GenBank genome assembly
AUGGCAGAAAAUAAAAGCAGCUCAAGCGGGGAGGAGAAACCAGUAGACAAGUCACCGAUGAGUCAAUGUUACGAAAAUUAUAUCCUCGUUGACGUGGGCGCAAAUAUGACCAACAAAAAGUACAGUCGUGAUCUAGACAGUGUAAUCCAACGAGCUAAGGAUGCUGGAGUACAGAAAAUAAUGGUAAUCGGAGCAAGUGUACGUUCGAGUAAGGAAGCGUUGCGCUUGACAAGAAUAUACCCAGGUGUCCUCUAUUCAACAGCUGGAGUUCAUCCUCACGACGCAAAAUCUUGGGAAGACUCAGACACAUUGAAUGAACUCGAGAGCAUCGCCAGUAAUCCAGAGUGUGUCGCUAUCGGAGAAUGCGGUCUUGAUUACAAUCGAGACUUCUCAGAUCCAGAAACGCAGCGCGCUGUUUUUCACAAACAAAUAGAAUUAGCUUGCCGACUAAACAAACCGCUGAUUGUUCAUGAGCGUGGAGCACAAGCAGACGUAUUAGAGGUACUGAGUCAUUAUAAAAAUCGUUUGCCACCGGUAAUGAUUCAUUCGUUCGUCGGGAUGGCUGAUGAAGCACAAUUAUAUAUCGAUCAAGGUUUUUACAUUGGUAUCACUGGUUAUUUGUGUAAAGAUAAAUCGGACAGCGGUGUUCGACAAAUUCUUGAGACUGGCAAUGUGCCAUUGGAUAAAAUAUUAGUUGAGACUGAUGCACCAUUUAUGUAUCCUAAUACUAGAGCUAGCAAACUUCCAAGUCAUGUAAAAGAAGCAUUAACCGAAAGGUCAAUGACUUUUCUUCAUCGUUAUUGCACUUUUCAACGUAAUGAACCUUGUGCCUUGCCGGCAAUUGUCGAAAUGAUAGCUGCUUUUAUGAAUAAAUCACCAGAAGAAGUAGCUUUAGCCACUGCUUUUAACGCUCUUAAGCUAUUCGGCUUAACUCAAUAA